This is a messenger RNA of Dromaius novaehollandiae (emu), 5893 nucleotides long. RefSeq names its product glycerol-3-phosphate acyltransferase, mitochondrial (gene GPAM). The transcript is spliced from 21 exons. Gene Ontology annotation, biological process: phospholipid biosynthetic process; glycerol-3-phosphate metabolic process; triglyceride biosynthetic process. Gene Ontology annotation, molecular function: glycerol-3-phosphate O-acyltransferase activity. Gene Ontology annotation, cellular component: mitochondrial membrane; plasma membrane. NCBI's taxonomy places the organism in Eukaryota, Metazoa, Chordata, Aves, Casuariiformes, Dromaiidae. The record is from RefSeq and is a predicted model, not a curated record. Bases 177 to 2666 code for a protein of 829 amino acids.
CGGCGGUGCCGCCGCGGGGCGCCGGCAUGUGGGCGCGGGCUGCAGCGCGGAGCACUGGUGCGCCCGGCGCGGGGGCCUCGGGGCGCAGCGCGCGUGGCCGGGCCGGGUCGGAGCAGCGCCGCGCCGGGUGAGGCAGCGCCGCGCCGGCUUCUGGUCUUCAGUUCAAGUUGGGUGUCAUGGAUGAAACUGCCUUGUCCCUUGGAACAAUAGAUGUUUCUUACCUGUCCGCCUCCGCGGAGUGCAGUAUCAGUAGAUGUAAGCAUUCCAGUGAAGAAUGGGGAGUGUGUAACUCUAGGCCUACUCUCUUUCGAGCAGCUACUUUGAAAUGGAAAGAGACUCUGCUGGGCAGAAAAAGGCCAUUUGUGGGACGAUGUUGCUACGUAUGCACUCCCCAGAGCCGGGACAAUUUCUUCAAUGCUAGUAUUCCUUCUUUGGGCCUACGUAAUGUCAUAUAUAUCAAUGAAACACAUACGAGGUACAGAGGGUGGCUUGCAAGACGGCUUUGUUAUGUCCUAUUUGUGCAAGAGAGGGAUGUGCAUAAGGGUAUGUUUGCCAAGAAUCUGACCGAAAAUGUGCUGAAUAACAGCAGAGUACAGAAGGCCAUUGUAGAUGAAGCUUCUGAACCAAAUGCUACAGGCAGUUUUGCUCAGACGGAUCCCAAAGCUAUCAACAAAGUGAAGAAAAAAGCUAGGAAAAUUCUCCAGGAAAUGGUAGCGAAUGUGUCACCUGCUUUAAUCAGGUUGACUGGCUGGGUGUUGCUGAAGUUGUUUAACAGCUUUUUCUGGAAUAUUCAGAUCCACAGAGGUCAAAUAGAAAUGGUCAAAGCAGCAACAGAGAUGAAUUUGCCUCUUAUCUUCUUGCCUGUUCACAAAUCUCACAUUGACUAUCUACUCCUCACGUUCAUUCUUUUCUGCCAUAACAUCAAAGCACCCUACAUUGCUGCAGGGAACAAUCUCAACAUCCCCAUCUUCAGCACAUUGAUCCGCAAACUAGGAGGAUUUUUCAUUCGUCGAAAGUUAGAUCAGAGUCCGGAUGGUCGUAAGGACUUCCUAUACAGAGCUUUGCUCUAUGUGCACAUAGAAGAACUGUUGAGACAGCAGCAGUUUUUAGAAAUAUUCUUGGAAGGCACGCGGUCUCGAAGUGGAAAGACAUCCAGUGCUAGAGCAGGUCUUUUAUCUGUGGUUGUGGAUGCUCUCUUUUCAAAUGCUACUCCCGACGUUCUAAUUAUACCUGUGGGAAUCUCCUAUGAUCGCAUAAUUGAAGGUCACUACAACAGUGAACAGCUGGGGAAGCCUAAGAAGAAUGAAAGCCUUUGGAGCAUAGCGAGAGGAGUCUUCAGAAUGCUGCGGAAGAAUUAUGGGUGUGUCAGAGUAGAUUUUGCCCAACCGUUUUCCUUAAAAGAAUAUGUAAACAGCCAAAGUCAGAAACCUGUGCCUGCUCCUCUUUCUUUGGAACAAGCUUUGUUACCAGCUAUACUUCCAUCAAGACCGAGUGAUACUGUGGAUGAAGGUACAGAGGCUUCACUGCCUAACACCAGGGAUAUAACCAGUGAGCCCUUCAGAAGAGAGUUGAUAGCCAACUUGGCUGAGCAUAUUUUGUUCACUGCUAACAAAUCCUGUGCUGUGAUGUCUACCCACAUAGUUGCCUGUUUGUUGCUCUACAGACAUAGAGAGGGAACUGAUCUUUCCAGGUUGGUGGAAGACUUCUUCUCCAUGAAGGAGGAGGUCUUGGCCCGUGACUUUGACUUGGGAUUUUCAGGGAAUUCGGAUGAUGUUGUCAUGCAUGCUAUCCACUUGUUGGGAAACUGUGUAAAUAUCACAAACACUAGCCGAAACAAUGAGUUCUUCAUCACUCCCAGCACAGUGAUACCUGCUGUCUUUGAACUCAACUUCUACAGCAACGGAGUACUUCAUGUAUUCAUUAAAGAGGCCAUUAUUGCCUGCAGUCUUCAUGCAGUUCAGAGUAAAAGGUACAGAAACGGUACCAACGGUGCUUCUUCCAGUUUAAUUAGUCAAGAACACUUGGUCCGCAAAGCUGCCAGCUUGUGUUACUUGCUUUCUAAUGAAUUUACUGUGUCUUUGCCUUGCCAGGUGAUAUAUCAAGUUUGCCAUGAAUCCGUGGAAAGGCUAAUACAAUACGGUAUUCUUCUGGUGGCUGAGCAGGAUGAUCAGGAAGAUGUUAGCCCCAGUCUUACAGAGCAGCAGUGGGAUAAAAAACUCCCUGAACCUUUAUCUUGGAGAAGUGAUGAGGAAGAUGAAGAUAGUGAUUUUGGAGAAGAGCAGAGAGAUUGCUACCUUAAGGUGAGCCAGUCUCAAGAGCACCAGCAGUACAUCACUUUCCUGCAGAGGUUAUUGGGACCUUUACUGGAGGCGUAUAGCUCUGCUGUCAUCUUCGUACACAAUUUUAGUGGUCCUGUUUCAGAGUCUGAAUACCUUCAGAAGUUACACAGGCACUUAAUAAGCAGGACAGAGAAAAACGUUGCUGUGUAUGCUGAGAGUGCUACCUACAGUCAUGUGAAAAACGCAGUGAAAGUCUUUAAGGAAAUUGGGGUUUUCAAUCAGACGAAACAAAGGAGAGACACUAUUUUGGAACUAAGCACUACGUUCCUACCUCAACGCAACAGGCAAAAACUACUGGAAUUCAUCAUGAGCUUCAUGGUAUUAUAGACCACAUAUAGCACCUUCAUCCAGGGACAUGAGGACAGGUUUUGAGACUCUGUCAAAGCCUGGGGACAUUUGCUAGUCCUUCAGAGUAUAAGGUGCCACUGUUUGGGUAAGGCCUUCUCUGACUUGAACCACUGGAAGACAAGUGCCUUCUUACGUAUGCAUUUAUGAGUUUCUUACAGUCCCAAUCCUGUUGUAAUGCAGUGAUACUCAGAUGACACUUCGGAUAUAAGUGAUCAGACAUGUUGCAAAAAAUAAAAUAAACAAUUAGAAUUAGGUUUAAAAUGAAGAGUGACAUUUUAUCAGUGUUAUGUUUUAAAUAAAUUUACUUUUAAGACUGUAACAGAUGCACAAAUACAGAUAUUUGUGCUCUGUAGCUAACCCUGACAUCUUGAGUUUAGUGGCAAAAUUGCUUACGACAUAAACAACUUCCAUUCCAAUCCAGUUUUAUUGUUUUAAAUAAAUGGUUUAUAAAAUUUUGCUUCGGCAGGAUAUAUACUUUGUGGAUAAAGCCAUAGCUUUUCAUAAAUGUUAACAUAAAUGCCAAAAUUCUAAUGAGAGUAACAGUUACAAACAUCUGAGGAUAAUGACCAUGUAGCAGAUGAUUGUGAGAAUUGAUGUUAGCAGACACACCUUGCACUAUUAGAGCUGUGUAGUGCAGUGGUAAAUUGCACUAAUCACUGCUUUCAUGAAGAAUGUGAUAGUAGCAGUUUUGUUUUAAUUAUGGCAUCUGUCCUUCAGCCAGAUGAAAGUCAGGAGACGGUUGCUUAAAUGUGAAUACCUUGUAAAAUGUUAGAUUAUUAUUUAAUUGAAAAAAACCUAUUAAGUUUUUUAAUUAACAGGGUGUCAGAUUUCUUGGUUUUUCUUUUUUUAAGGGGAAUAAAUUCUUGAUUUGGUGAAAUAAUUUUAUUUUUGGCCCUAAAAAUUUCAGCAAUAACUUUUGCAACUCUUUGGAAAAGAGUGUUCAUGUUGUAUUUUGUUGCUGAGCAGAUCUAAAUUGGCAUGAAGUAGUAGCAUCUGGAAAUAUUAAAAAAAGUCAUAAACAGUGUUCUUGUGGUUCUGAUCUAACUGGUGUAUGAAAAGAAAAAACAAAGCGUUGAAUGAUCCUGUCCUAUGAAACAGGACUCCAGUCUUGCAAUUCAAUCCGUUUGCAUGAAGAACUUGCACUGUGUAGAGCUCAGCAGAUUUCAUUUUGUCUCCAUGUGAGUGGAGAUUAGGCUGCAAGUUGUAGUCCUGUAUUUUAGCACAGCUGAUCUAGCUGAAGCAAUAACUUGGUGGUACGCAAAGCUAGGUUGCUUGUGAAAUGUGUUCUCCUCAUUUAGAUUGCCUUCUAUAUGAGGGAAAUUAAACAUUUCAAUUACUGUAAUGUUUCACUUGAUUCUUAUGUCCUAUCUUUGCAAGCAGAAAAAGCCCCCAAAAUUCAUCACGGAAUCAUGCGGAUCUCUGUUGCUUAACUUAAAUAUGGAAAAGCAUACUUGAAUCCCAGCAUUUGCACUGUUAUGCCAGCACAAAACCGAUGCACACAAUUUGAGUUUGUGGCCAAGGAGCUUGCAUUUGUACUGCACAUUUGUUAACAAGAAUAUUUCUGUAAAUUUUUUUUAUUAAAUGCUAUUAACAUUUGUAACUUGCAGUGUAUAGUUUGUUAGCAUUAUACACUUAAGCACUGUGAGAUGCGUGUGUUCUGUCACUAAACCAGGUGCUCUAAUACACAAGAAUUUCUGAACCAAAGCUAUAUUAAUACAGAUAGAAAAUGACCAUGUAAUUGCUUUUGUUUUUACAUACUUCUGCUAUCUCAGCAGGACAGUGACUACACUGCACAUAAUUUGUUCUUAUAAAGUCUACCAGCCAUUUACAAAGCAGUUUCAUCUCAUUCUAGCUAACGUGCACUUUUUGUUAACCCGACGAAUGCUCCACUCAACAGUUGUUGCUGAUGGCUUCCAUUUAAUGUCAAAAAAGACUAGGUGCUUGUUAAUAAUGAGGUCUCAUAGUUUACUGCUCUUCAGUAAAUCUGAAGUGUACUAACAGUCAAGAUUGUAUAUAAAAAGAAUUUUAAAAAUGAAGCAAUAUGAAGCAAUUGAAACUUGAGUUGUUUUAUAAAGAAUGUUCUGCUGACAUACUAGCUAUCAUAAAACCUAGGAGUAGCGUGGUUACCAGCGUGUUCUGGCUAGGUGUUACAACUAAAGAUAACUUACGGAUUACCUUAAUGAAUCUGGUUAAUAGAAAUCAGUAAGUGGGUAGGGUAAUGUGCAUGUGAAUAAACAUUAAUUAAUCCGUGUAGUAAGCAGAGGGAGGGUACAAUUCUAAAAUUGGUUUGUUUUUAUAUGGAAAAAUUGCAUGUGAAAAAUCAUGUAUUAUGAAUGAUCUAUUGCCCCGGAAGCCUUUGUUUUCUGCAGCAAGUGUGUAUGUAUACAUAUGUAUGCAAGCAUGUAUAUUAUGACACACAUGACAGCUAUGCUUUUUCCUGAAAAUGAAGCACAGAAUAAAAACUAUCAGACUGGAACAGUCAAAAACUAAAACCAACACUUUUGCACUGUAUUUACACCUUCAGUGUCUUCUGAUUUUGUUAACCUCUCAUGUUUCCUUUGCUGAUACAAUACCAGGUUGAAUUAAUUUUGAUACCAGUAAGGAAGAAAUUACUGGCUCUGAAUUACCACAAAUGUAUUUUAAGACUCUCCUCUUGCAAAGACUUACACAAGUCUCGUAAUCUUUAUGAGCAUGUUACUCAGGUGUGCAAGUCUUUUGGGGCCAGGGUCUUUCAGGAUAGGAUGAAUGUGAGACUUAAUCUUUCCAUAUGCAUCCUGUCGAUCUUGUGUUCUGGUGUGAUUGAAGGGUAGGAUCCCAUGUCCCAUGCUGCCACAGCUGCCCACCCCCCAGGACAUAAACUUGUUCGUGCGUUUACUUCUGACUCACAAUGAUGUACAUGGCACACCCACCUUCUCUCUGACAGUAUAGGGCUUUAUUCACAUAUCUUUGAUUAGGAAGCAUAUACAGUUGAGUUUAACUGCCUGCUCCACAAAGAAGUAUCAGAAUCACAAUUUAAAAUACGGUUGAGCUGGGAAGUGUUGUAAGAUACAAUUGCUGUUGUGUCUCUGUGCUUGUGAGCCCGAUACUGCUUCCUUGAGAAUGUUAACAUGUUUUACUCGUUCCCUGUAAUGCUGUGUCUACUGUAGAAGCACAGAAGUGUACUGGAGUUAUUUUAAUAAAUUAAACUUUGCUAAUAUGACAUUUAA